This is a messenger RNA of Paecilomyces variotii, 3191 nucleotides long. RefSeq lists its product as hypothetical. The coding region runs from base 204 to 2843 and encodes 879 amino acids. NCBI's taxonomy places the organism in Eukaryota, Fungi, Ascomycota, Eurotiomycetes, Eurotiales, Thermoascaceae. Gene Ontology annotation, biological process: small GTPase-mediated signal transduction; cytoskeleton organization. Gene Ontology annotation, cellular component: division septum; cell division site; cytoplasm. Gene Ontology annotation, molecular function: GTPase activator activity. The transcript has 5 exons. The record is from RefSeq and is a predicted model, not a curated record.
GUGUGGUGACCUAUUCACCUAGCUGCGACACUUGCGUAUGAACCAGCCGCCGACAACGUGUCUCGUGGCAGGGAUUGUUCUUGGUGCAUCAUCUGCUCUACUCUCCUUGACGGCAGUUCACCUAUAACACUGUCCUUUACCUCUUUGCGAAACAACCUCGCUGUCUCCGCUCCUUUUCGUGUCUCGAGCUCUGAUUCUCCGCGAUGCCUGGAUUUGCGGACUCGUUCUGGACGCCCGACUACGCAAGUGGUCUGGGCGUCGUCUACGGGAAGCUCCAGCAGGGGAUUGCGGAGAACAAGCAGAUCCUUACCAUUGCGACGAUGCGAGCCGAUGCGGAGGAACUGUACAGUAACAAGAUUGGUGAUAUCGCACCUGCGGCGGAUCGGAUAUCGAACGGCUUUGGCAAGGAUGAUGGGGCUAGCGUGAGGAAGGCGUACGAGGGCGUCCGUGGUGAGAUGGUCGAAGCGGCAAAGGCUCACCAGAAGAUCGCGUCUAAUAUCCGAGAACUGGUGGUCGUCCCGUUCAGCCGCUGGUGCGACCAACACGAGGCCAGGGUCCAGAUCUCGCACGACGAACUGCAGGCGCGUAUCAAGGAACAUACCAAGCAGGCGGAUCUGGUGAAGAAGCUGCGCAGUCAGUACUUCAACAAGUGUCGACUGGUGGAGGACCUGGAGGAGGAGAACAAGCUUGCGUUCCAGAGUCCGGACUCGAGCCCCAAGAACAAGCCGCCGACGAUCGUUCUUCCCGAUGAACAAACGGAGGAGCCCGAACCGAUCGAGAUUGGUGACCUUACGUACGGUCCGGAUGAAUUGAAGAAGCUCCUCACCCAUAUGCUUGAGAAUAUCCGGCUGGGAGAAACGAAGGUGCCCGUUGUGGGUACUUACCAGAAUACGUCUACAGGCGUGGAGAUCGUGGAAUACCUCCAAAAGCACUUGAACGCAACUAGCAUCAGCUAUGCGGAGAGGAUCGGGCAGGACUUGGUCGACAACGGGUUCCUGCGCCUGGUGGGCAACAUGGGCAGCACUUUCGCAAACAGCUCCCGCAUGAACUACCAGUGGCGGCCAAAGGUGUUCCAGAUCACUGGGAUCCCGGAGAAGAAGAAGCCUCUCGCGCGUGUCGCGUCUGCUGGAUCCGUCGAUAGCUCGUCGGAAUCUCCGACUAUCUCUGCCGUCUCAGAGAUGCUGGCCGGCUGGAAUCCACUGAAUAACCCGUAUGCCAACGAGACGCAAUCUGAAAAGCUGCACCGGGAAGCCCGCGAGGCCGACGAACGCUACAAGGCGGCUGUGCAGAAGUUGGAUCAGUUGCGAUGCAGACUGGAAGAAGAGAUUGUCGAGAAUCUCCGUUUCAUGGAGCGGUGCGAGCUGGACCGUCUAAAGGCGAUCAAGUCUGUCGUUCUCGACUUUUCGGGUGCCAUCAGCAAUGUGAUCCCCAGCUUGCAGAGCACUGUGGACCACAUGAUGCUGUUCCAGGAGACCAUUCAGCCGCUGGGCGACCUGCGAUAUCUCCUGGAGAAUUACCGGACCGGUAGCUUCGUUCCAAAGGUGCAAGCCUACGAGAACUACUAUGGUUCUGUGGAGGAUCAAGUGUUUGGCGUGGACUUGGAGGCCAGGGCCAGGGCUGACCGGAAGCGUGUUCCUAUUCUUGUUACGACGAUUUUGACUUUCCUUGACAACCACUACCCGGACCUCGAAGGUGAUGAGGCACGACGUGCCAUCUGGCUUCACGACGUUCCUCUCGCGGCCACGCAUCAUCUUCGUAAUGCUCUGAAUUACGCCAAAACCGAUGCCCGUGAAGUGUUAGAGAAGUACGAGAUACCCAUUGUUGCGAGCGUUUUGAAAUUGUAUCUCCUUGAACUACCAGAUUCCCUUGUUUCUUCCCAAGUAUACGAGAUAAUCAAAACGAUCUAUUCCACUACUGCCCACGAGACCACCGAAGAAGGGCGGAUCAAGGUCCUGCAGAGCACCCUUGGCCAGCUCCGUCUCAACAACAUUGCCACGCUUGAUGCGAUCAUGACUCAUUUUACUCGUUUAAUCGACCUGACCUCUGCUGAUGAGGCAUACAUUGCCGCGUUGGCUCAGACUCUGGCUCCCUGCAUUCUGCGCCCUCGGAUUGAGAGCAGCUUGACCAUGAACGAGCGCCACAGCUAUCGACUGAUGAGGGACCUCUUUGCUCACAAGGAUGCUAUCUUCGACGAACUCAAGCGCCAGUCUAGCAGCCUGGGAUUGGGAGCUGGAGGCCAGCCUCGUCUCCGGGCAAUCAGCACGGAUGAAAGCAACCGUCGGGCAGCUAUGGAAGCCCGUAACCGUGCCAUCGCCAACCGCAGCCGUGCGACUAGUCCGGCACCGGGGAGCCGACACCGUCGGGACCGCUCUACCGAUGGAUCUAGAUCAACGAGAUUCCCUAUCAACCUCAACAGCCCGAAGACCAAGACCAGACACAGCCUAGAAGUUCCGAGCAGCAACGAGUCUUCUCCUGCCGGGGACCGCAAUCUCACCAAGCUACAGCACAACGUUGAAGAGGCCAUCAACGGCGCCAGUUCCGAGUCUGCUAACUCUGAAACGACGUCUGCAGCAGCCAAUUCCACCGAGACGGAAGCCACUAAUGGAUCUGAUGACUCGCCCACCCCAACUCCUACUCCGGCCCCAGUUCCCAGCGGCACUGUUGAAGUCGAAAAGCGCGAUUCUCUCACUCGCAUCGCUGGUCGCGUUAGCCGCAAGCCAGGCCUCAGCCGCGGAAGCGUCACGAGUCUGGGUAGCGGCACCGGCAGCAACCGCAACAGCGUCGUCGAAGCAUCUGAGCCUCUGAAACCAGUCACUCUUGAGGACAAGCCGAUGGAUGACUAGAUCUCUUGCUUCUCAACCAAAUGAUGGCUGCAAUGUAAAUUUUAGCUCAGGGGUGAGAAAUCUAUGUAUCUACGCGCUUGAUGUACCUUAACCAACCUACUACAACCCCAAAGACAUGUAUCUCUAUACAUACGUAUGUCCGCAUGGCUUUGACACGCAGAGAACAAGAAAAAACCACCUCAAACGAAGGAGAAUACCAAAAAAGCAGGCUUCUAUCGCGAACUAGGAAACCUAUCUUCCUUCCUGCUCAGCCUCCUUGUCUGCUCUUGCUCUGUUAUGUCAAGAAUUUCUUCUCCUUAUUUGUCUUCUUUCUUUCAUGUAUUACCUUGGGGCAAAUUCGAUACCAUA